UGAGAUUUGGUUCCGUCAAAUUCACAGCUGCACCGGGAAGGAAAACAAGGAAGUGGCCAGAUGGGAUAUUUGAGUGUGCCUUAAGGACAACAUCCUCCCAAAAGUACCUGUUGAGGAUGCUGCUCUCUCCCAGGAGAAACAAGAACGGGACACUGGAAGUCCGUCUGAAUGAACACCAGGCUUGUUGCUGGAUUGUCGCUGGGAAAAUACGUGCACCAUUGGCACGGCUGACUUUGCAAAAUAACAGAAAGUAACACAUUUUAGGAGCCCGUGAGCCAAAAUAUUAACAGUUUCUUUCGUUGCAAGUUGGAUCAUGAAAGUCCUUUCGAAGCUUGUGACGUUUGAGAACCUCCAUGAGGUUUGGAGAUUGUGCCACUGGGGACCGGUCAUCGCCCUGUCCGUCAUCGCCAUAUGCUCCAGCAUUGCUGUCCUGGAUUCCAUAAUCUGGUACUGGCCUCUAGACACCACCGGAGGCAGCAUUAAUUUCAUCAUGCUCAUCAACUGGACCGUCCUCAUCCUCUACAACUACUUCAACGCCAUGUUUGUCGGGCCGGGAUACGUCCCUCUCAGCUGGAAACCGGAGAAUCAAGAGGACAUCGAGUAUUUGCAGUAUUGUAGAGUGUGCCAAGGGUACAAGGCCCCGAGAACCCACCACUGCCGCAAGUGUAACAGGUGCGUGAUGAAGAUGGACCAUCACUGCCCGUGGAUCAACAACUGCUGCGGCCACCUGAACCACGCCUACUUCACCAGCUUCCUACUGCUGGCACCGCUGGGCUGCUUGCACGCUGCCGCCAUCUUCAUCAUGACCAUGUACACGCAGCUCUACGAGAGGAUGUCCUUUGGCUGGAGCACCGUGAAGAUCGACAUGAGCGCCGUGCGUCAGAGCCAGCCUCUCAUGCCCUUCGGCGUUGCCGCCUUUGCCGCAACGCUCUUUGCCUUAGGACUGGCGCUCGGCACCACCAUCGCUGUGGGUAUGCUCUUCGUGAUACAGCUGAAAGUCAUCAUCCGAAACAAAACCUCGAUUGAGUCCUGGAUCGAGGAAAAGGCCAAAGACAGAAUACAGCACUACCAAACCGGAGAAGAGUUCAUUUUCCCAUACGACCUCGGCAGCCGCUGGCUCAACUUCAAGGAAGUGUUCACGUGGACGGGGACGCCGAGAGGUGACGGCAUCGAGUGGCCCGUCCAUCCCAAGUGUCACCAGCACACCUUAACUAUUGAGCAACUGAAGCAAAAAGCCGACAAACGAGUGAGAAGUCAGGUGCAGUACCAAGCCGCGGAGGACUACAACGGAGCCUGCUGCCCCCUCACCAAGGGGAUCCAGACCUUUUUCCGAACCCCUUGUACAGAGGAGCCCAGGAUACCCCUAAAACGGGGAGAUACCAUCCUGGCCACUCGUGGCACCAAGUGGUGGAUGUAUGGCGAUAAAGUUUUGAGCGAGGAGCAAUUGAGCGCGGGUGAGCGCAUCAGGGGGUGGUUUCCACGGCGAUGUGUGGAGAAGUGCCACUAUGACACAGCCGCCAUAGACGGCACCAGCGAGAAGAAAGUCAAUUAACGUGUGCUUUUAUACCAAAACGUCAGUUCUUCAUCACUGUAUGCAGAUGUUGCAAGAUGGCUGCACACAUACUUGGCUCAACUUUUUGAUACAUUUUGACUCGACCCGAGCACUAAAGAGUUCCACCGUAGUCAGUCGUGUGGCCUUCCGUCUCACUUUUCUGAACAAACCCAGCAAGCUUCUUAAUCUCGACCAGUUGCCGGCAGGCUUGUAUGUGAUUACAUAACGUCUUUUCUUGAACAUGUUGUUUUGAACGCGUGCCGAUGUCUGUUUUUUGGCUAAUUAUGCAAUGCCUCUCUGCCCAGCUGAUCCCGGGGCGGCGUCAUGCAACUCUUUCUACUGUACCCAGAUAGCGCCUGAUUUCUUUUUAUUAUUUUUGUAAGAACUUUGUUUGCCUGAGAUUAUAAAACCUGAGAUUUCAAAAAGA
Molecule: messenger RNA, 1979 nt
Organism: Nerophis lumbriciformis (worm pipefish)
Lineage: Eukaryota; Metazoa; Chordata; Actinopteri; Syngnathiformes; Syngnathidae
Gene: zdhhc6
Product: zDHHC palmitoyltransferase 6
Molecular function (GO): palmitoyltransferase activity
Source: RefSeq, a predicted model, not a curated record